Messenger RNA from Danio rerio (zebrafish), 2210 nucleotides. NCBI's taxonomy places the organism in Eukaryota, Metazoa, Chordata, Actinopteri, Cypriniformes, Danionidae. Gene Ontology annotation, cellular component: plasma membrane; membrane raft. Gene Ontology annotation, biological process: T cell receptor signaling pathway; intracellular signal transduction; B cell receptor signaling pathway. The record is from RefSeq and is marked validated.
GGUACUGUCGCCGAUGCUCGAGACAAGAUUGAGGCUCGAGGAGACUCUGAGGCUCAACGGAGGCAGUCGUGACGUGGUGUCGAUAUCAUAACCGAUCCUCGACUUGGAAUAACCCAGCUGUGCGUUUGCGCCUUUCGCCUUGUGCGCGACGCGGCAAUGCACAGGAACAAUGGGGAUGGUCAGAGGUUGCGCUGAGGACGCCAGAUGCCAUACCGCACACAUGUCCUCCCUAACAUACGAAUCCAGGCUCAACGCAGGUUAUUGAUUAUGCUUGCGGGGUCCGACCGGGAGCCAGACGUUUCAGUAGCAGCAGCAGAGAGUGCAGCAAGGUGGAUGCUGCGCGGCGACGCGCCCCCUGAAUCCCUAAACUGAAUUUUGUGGCCUGUGUUUGAGAGUGCAUGUGUGUGUGUGCAUAUAUGAGUGUGCGCGCGUGAGGGCGAGCGUGAAAGUGUGUGUGUGAGCACUUCCACAUGGCCUCCAUGCAGGACGGGGUGAACUUCUCUGCUCAUCCCUACGGCAAAGUACUGCUGCUGGGGGCCAUCGCCGCCGCCUCAGCAUUCGUGGUCACCAUCCUCAUUGUCGUGCUAUGUGUAGGCUGCCAGAGGAAGGGGAAGACACACAAUGGCCCUGGAGAGGAGAGAAAGCACAGGCUCAUGGACAUGAGUAUACUGCGGCAGUCCAAGCUGCGCUCCAUCAAAUCUUCUAAGAAGAACCGUCCUGCCAGCAUGGAUCUGCUUCUACUCUCUAGCCGUCGCUCAAACUCCGACCUGCGUUCUCAGGGUCGCCAGCUGCCUCAGAUCCCCUCUGGUGAGGACGGGGAACACACAUACGCCGAGGUGGGCCGGCGCGCCUCUCCCACUCGUGGAUCUGAAGAUGCACGCUACGGCGUCGGAGGUCGAGCCGGAGAGACGGACACACCUGCCCCACCGGCAGUUCCUGCUAAUACUCCAGCUCCCCCUGAUCCUGAUGGGGACUGCUUGGAGGGUGGGAUUCCAGAGUCGGAAACCCUCACCCAAGUGGUUAACACACCCCCUCAACCGCAAGAGACAGUGGAGUACGCCUGCAUCAGAAAGGUCAGGAAAGUGGACAAAGCAGCCCAGAAGAGAGACAAUGGGACGGAGACUGAGGAGGGACUUGGACAACAACAACAAAGACACAGUAGUGGGGACAUUAGGCAUGCCCCGCCCACUCACCAAGCCCCACCUCCAACACACCCUCACAGUCAAAAGAUUCCAAGGAAAAACAUGGAGGCCUUCAACCUUCCAUCAUUCCCGAAGGAGGCAGUGUUUAUGGGAAAUGGAGAGCAGUACAUAUGGAAACCUCCAGAAGAUGAUGAUGUCAUCUUCCAGCACAAGCAGAUGGGUAUUCUGGGCUCUCAUGCGGGAGAGAAUAUGGCAGCAUCUGCAGCAGGGAUCACAGAGAUGUACUCGAAAGUCUGCAAACCGGGCAAAAAGAAGCGAGGCGUGCCCGGAUCGCCCACCGCCACAAGGGACAUAAGCGGCUAUAGGACCUUGGCUCGGGGUGACCGUGGUGAGCGUGACGGGGGUUUCAGUGUGGUAGUCAAACCCCAAACGUGGGCCCCGCAGGAGGGCAAAAGCGCAAGAGCGCCACCAGGCUGCAUGGAGGACCACUGCUAUGAAGCCAUCAGCACUGAGGAAACAGACCUGGCUUACGAGACCAUGGAGGGUGGGGGAGGCUGGAGGCGUGACAGGCCUCCACCCAAUGCCAGUGCCACCUUGCGACCUAAGCGGAAACGGCCCCAGCAGCCUUUGCAACAACCGCCCCCGCCCCCUCCACCCCCCCAGCAGACCCCUAAACUGCAGCAUCUCCCAGCUAAAGCAAUGCUUAUUCCUGGGGAGAGCCUGUACGAGAGCAUCCCUGACCUGAAGCAGAGCUCGGCCACCUCCAGCACAACCACCAUCUUUACUUUCAAUGACGGCAUGGAGAUGUAUGUCACUGGGCUGUAGGGGACGCUCUGGGGAAGGGACCUUUCCUCUCCGGGGCUUGAAUCUUUAAUAGGGAGACGUGUGUGUCGAAACCCAAUGGAACAUGCGUCAUUGCUAUAUAUUUUACAUGGGUUCCAAGUGUUAGUUGAGCAUUGAGUUUUGUAAGUCUAGUUAAAGGUCAGUAAUCUCGCAGCACAAUAUGUCAGAACGCUUACGUGAAAAUCCAGACUAAAUGAUUUUGAUUAGUCGCACGACUCCAUCACG